This is a messenger RNA of Maniola jurtina (meadow brown), 1763 nucleotides long. RefSeq names its product collagen alpha-2(I) chain-like. Gene Ontology annotation, cellular component: extracellular region. Lineage: Eukaryota; Metazoa; Arthropoda; Insecta; Lepidoptera; Nymphalidae. Bases 1 to 1746 code for a protein of 581 amino acids. The record is from RefSeq and is a predicted model, not a curated record. The transcript is spliced from 21 exons. Gene Ontology annotation, molecular function: structural molecule activity.
AUGUUAAAUUUUACAGAUGGGCCUGAAGGUCAAGGGCAAAACAAUGUUCAAAAUUAUAGACCACCUAUAGGAGACGGACAACUUUCUGAAAUUGCCGGUGGUGCUCAAAAUGCUUUUCCACUCGGACAAGGCGCGCUUAAUCCACGUAAUCCUUCUAAUUCCAUAAAUGCUCCAUUAGGACAAGAACUUUCUCUACCUGGAGGUGGAGGGGCCCAGAGUGGUCAGCUGUUAGGACAAAUUGUAACACUGCCUGGCAAUGAACAAAGUAAUAUACCAUUAGAACUGCCUUCACUACCUGGCAAUGUUCAGAGCAUACCACCAAAUCUUCUCGGCACUCUCCAAAAUCUUCAACAAGCUGAUCCAAACAAUCUCCAAAACAGUUUACCUUUGGGCGAAGUUUCAAGCAUUGCUGGUAAUGUUCCAAGUAUUGCUGGAAUACCAGGAGGAAGUUUGGCAAGUAAACCUACCAGCGCGAUCCAAAAUUCUUUACCAGCAGCAGGACAGUUAUCAAACAUACCCGGCGUCGGUGGUCAAAAUAAUUUACCGGGAGUUGGACAGUUAUCAAAUUUUCCUGGCAGUGGUGUUCAGAAUAAUUUACCGGGAAUAGGACAGUUAUCUAAUAUUCCCGGCAGUAGUGUUCAGAAUAGCAACUCUGGAUCUCAGGAUGGCAAUAUUGGAUCACAGAGUGGAAACGCUGGAUCACAAACUGGCAAUAAUGGCAACACCGGUCAAAGUAAUGAUUUGAGAGAAUUAAUACGUCUUCUCACCACUAUAAUACAAAACCGUAAUUCAGACAACUCUGGAUCACAGAACGGCAACAGUGGAUCACAGAACGGCAACAGUGGAUCACAGAACGGCAACAGUGGAUCACAGAAUGGCAACAGUGGAUCACAAGGUCCUAGUAAUGACAACGCUUUACCACUAGGUAACGAUAACGGAGUUACUGGUGGCGAAAACAUUUUAGCUAGAGGUGCAGUAGGUAACGGUGGAUCACAAAGAAAUAAUGGCACAGCUGGAUUACAGGGUGGAUAUAAUGGCAAUAAUGGUCAAAUGAAUAAUAACUUCUGGGUCCCAAUGGUCAAUUGGGAAAAUAUGCCUAAUGGUGUAGGUCCAGAUCUUGACAAAGUAAACGUCGAAAGACCUUGCCACGCUUCGUUUGAGGAGUGCGUCAAACAGUAUUUCGUACAGCACGCUCAUUGCAAGCUAUCUUACGACCGUGUACCAGAGCCCUUGGUCAGACCUGUCUCUACGACGUAUCUUGCAAGAGUCAACCUGACUUUGAGUGCCUCUGAUGUUAUAUACUCUGGUCUCAAUGGAAAUAUUGAGGAGUUCUACGUGAACAAAGAAACUGACAAACUGGUGAUCACCAUUCGGUUCAGGAACGUGACAUAUUACUCCAAAGACACCUUCUACACUUUCCACCGUCGUGGCAGGGAGCCUGUGGUUAACGUGGACUACCUAUUCGCUAACUUUCGAUCGUUGACUACAACUACAGUUAUACCAUACAUCGACGACCUGAAGUUGGACAGAAGCACGACGCAUGCAUUCGUUGACGACGCAAAUCCUAGAUUCAACUUCGGACCCUGGGCAUUCGUCAAUUCAGAUCGAAGUGUGCGAGAGACACUACCAACACUGAUGGCCGACAUGCGCACAAACGUUCAAGAAUUCUUCUUAACCGAAGCAGCAUUCUUUGCUGUCACCUAUAUACAGCGUAACCUUUGUGAUUUUGGUUUCAAAAUACUAUAAACGUUUGAUUAGUUGAA